AUGCUCUCAAGGUCCCAGUCGCUUGAAGAGUUAAGACACAGCAGGAAUGGUGAUAGUCUCUCCUUAAUUCACUUCCAUGACUCUUCUGUUGAACAAUCAAUCUCUGGACCUGACUUCGCAGUGUCCCCAGAAGCCCGAUCUUCGGAUUCGGCUACUCCCGCUCCCUCUCAGUUCGAUUCGGACUUUUCUCCUUCCUCCACUCUAAACUCAAUUACCAGUCCCGGAUCCAGCCGCAAUACCACCAGCCCCUCAAGCGAUAACAUCUUUAUUCAAGGGAGGAAGCCGGCUGCUGUCGCGGUAUAUCACGGCCCGAUACCUUCUAGCUUACUCAAUGCACCUAAUACAAGGCGGAGCUUGAUCAGAAGUCCGUCACCAGUCUCCCGUAAGAGACUCUUGACUUCAGAUCGAUUUAUCCCAGUUCGUGAGCCGUAUGCUACAGAUGUGCCUGCAUUCCGCCUAAGUAAAAAUCCAUGCCUGCUUUCUCCCGGGGAAAAACUACUCCGGCGACGCGACCCUAAGACAGACCCCUUUGCGCCAUACCAAGCAAGGAGACGCUUAGGUCUCUCUAGGUCAGGCCGAUCACCGGACCGUAGAGACACUCCUCAUCACCUACCACGACAUGUUAGUGAUACCUCGGUUUACGCGAGGAAUAACAGGCCGGUUAGUCGCGGAAGCCAUCGACAGAUCAGCGCGGGCGCCGUUUGGAACGUGGGAGGAACUUCUGCCGCAACGGGCAGUGCGCCCAUAGGUGUUCACGAUGGCCACGGGGGACUCAUUUCAACUGGAACAAAUGCGCCAAUGUAUAUUGCCAACUUUCUGAACAGGAAUACGCAUGCCCAACAUCUCAAACGUCAUGAAUCUCGUCUUGCAACCGCUUUGGAUAUCGAUCAGGCAACUAAAGUACUGAAUUUUGGCCGCGCUUCGUUGUUUACGGAUCCGAGAAAUAUCACAGAAGUUUCCCAGCGCGGGAAGUAUUCUCCAUAUGUUUGGAGACAAAGCAGUUGGCACAAGUGA
This is a messenger RNA of Histoplasma mississippiense, 1014 nucleotides long. RefSeq lists its product with no specific name. NCBI's taxonomy places the organism in Eukaryota, Fungi, Ascomycota, Eurotiomycetes, Onygenales, Ajellomycetaceae. Bases 1 to 1014 code for a protein of 337 amino acids. The record is from RefSeq and is a predicted model, not a curated record. The transcript is spliced from 2 exons.